CUCGCUGGGCUCCUUCCGCACCUUUCCACCGGUGGCAGUGGUGGGGGGCCGCCUCCUCGGGGCCGGGUAAUGGGCGGGGACGGCGACCCGGGAAUUAAAAGGAGGCUCGCAAGCGGCCGUGCCGCCUACACCCGCGCGGCAGCAUCUCCGCAGCCCAGUCUUACGGGAAGACGCGCCUCGGAAGCCCGGGCUCGGCAGCCCGAAGCCUUAAGGUUAAGAAUUUAUGAUUCCUGCCUGGCAAGGUAGAGCACGCCUUUAAUCCCAGAACUCAGGAGGCAGAGGCAGCAGAUCUCUGUGAGUUCAAGGUCAGCCUGGUCUACAGAGCGAGUUCCAAGACAGUCAGGGCAACACAGAGAAACCCUGUCUCGACAAACCAAAAGCAUUUUAUAAAUAUAUCAACAUGGAAAUGUAAAGAAGCCAUCGGUUAGAAAAGCACUUUGACCAAAGACUGCCCCAGACAGAAAAUCACUCGAUCAAGCUCAGGAAAACAGGAAGUGAGAAGACAGACACCGCAUGAGACCAGCUCACUAACCAUUUGACUUGCUCAGGGAAGUAAACCAUCUGACUCCAAAAAUGUCUUCAGAAAAUAAAGAGCAACAUGACUUUCCACCGAGAGACUUACCUGAAGAAGCCUUCAGUCUUCCAUCUGAGGUCCCACUGGAGGCUCAAAGGGAAUCAAGCACUGACUUCAAGCAGUUUGAGACCAAUGAUCGACGCAGACCUUAUUGUAGGAUUCACAUGGAACCUCAGGAAAAGCCAGAUAUCAACAUCAAAAAAGUUGUCAUCAGAAAGCUGCAGAAGAGCUGCCAGUGUAGCCCAGCCAAAGUCAAAAAUAUGGUUUUUGAUUUCAUUCCUAUUUUGCGGUGGCUCCCAAAAUAUAAUCUUAAGAAAAACAUUUUAGGCGAUGUGAUGUCUGGACUGAUUGUGGGCAUACUUUUGGUGCCCCAGUCUAUUGCUUACUCCCUGUUGGCUGGCCAGAAGCCUAUCUAUGGUCUGUAUACAUCAUUUUUUGCCAGCAUCAUUUAUUGCGUGUUUGGUACCUCUCGCCACAUCUCUGUGGGCAUUUUUGGAAUACUGUGCCUUAUGAUUGGUGAGGUAGUUGACCGAGAACUACAUAAAGCCUGCCCUGACAUUGCUGAUACAUCGUCUUCAUUUGCAGUGACUUCAAAUGGAUGUGUGUCAGUAAACCAAACAUUAGAUGGACUUUGUACCAAAAGUUGUUAUGCAAUUAAAAUUGGCACCACUGUGACCUUCAUAGCUGGAGUUUAUCAGGUAGCGAUGGGCUUCUUUCAAGUGGGCUUUAUCUCUGUCUACCUCUCAGAUGCCUUGCUGAGUGGGUUUGUCACUGGUGCCUCUCUCACCGUUCUCACAUCUCAGGCCAAGUACCUCCUCGGGCUGAAGCUUCCUCGGAGCAGUGGUGUAGGCUCGGUCAUCACUACCUGGAUCAAUAUCUUUAAAAACAUCCCUAAGACCAAUAUCUGUGAUCUCAUCACCAGCCUGUUGUGCCUCCUGGUCCUUUUGCCAAGCAAAGAACUCAAUGAACGCUUCAAGGCCAAGCUCAAGGCACCAAUUCCAACCGAACUCAUUGUCGUCGUGGCAGCCACAUUAGCUUCUCAUUUUGGAAAACUAAAUGAGAAUUACAAUUCCAGUAUUUCUGGACAUAUUCCCACUGGGUUUAUGCCGCCCCAAGCACCAGACUGGAGCCUGAUUCCUAAUGUGGCUGUAGAUGCAAUAGCUAUUUCUAUCAUUGGUUUUGCUACCACUGUAUCUCUUUCUGAGAUGUUUGCCAAGAAACAUGGCUACACGGUCAAAGCAAAUCAAGAAAUGUACGCCAUUGGCUUUUGCAAUAUCAUCCCUUCCUUCUUCCACUGCAUAACUACUAGUGCUGCUCUUGCGAAGACAUUGGUUAAAGAAUCAACAGGCUGCCAGUCCCAGCUGUCAGCAAUCGUGACAGCCCUUGUUCUUUUGUUGGUCCUUCUGGUAAUAGCUCCUUUAUUCUACUCCCUUCAAAAAUGUGUCCUUGGUGUCAUCACUAUUGUAAAUCUCCGGGGUGCCCUUCUUAAAUUUAGAGACCUGCCCAGGAUGUGGAAGGUGAGCAGAAUGGAUACGGUUAUCUGGUUUGUUACUAUGCUGUCCUCCGCUCUGUUAAGCACCGAAAUAGGCCUGCUUGUUGGGGUUUGUUUUUCUAUGUUUUGUGUAAUCCUCCGUACUCAGAAGCCAAAAGCUUCGCUGCUUGGUUUGGAAGAAGAGUCUGAAACCUUUGAAUCCAUUUCUGAGUACAAGAACCUUCAGACCAAGUCAGGCGUCAAGAUUUUCCGCUUCAUAUCCCCUCUCUACUACAUAAACAAAGAAUCUUUUAAGUCAGCUUUGUACAAGAAAACUCUAAACCCAGUCUUGGUAAAGGCAGCUUGGAAGAAGGCAGCAAAGAAGAAACUCAAGGAGGAAUCAGUGAUUUUCAGUGGGGUCCAAGAUGAAGUCUCGGUGCAGCUCUCCCACGACCCCUUGGAGCUGCACACGAUCGUGAUUGACUGCAGUGCGAUUCAGUUUCUAGACACCGCGGGGAUCCACACGCUGAAAGAAGUUCGCAGGGAUUAUGAAGCCGUUGGCAUCCAGGUUUUACUGGCUCAGUGCAAUCCUUCUGUGAGGGAUUCCUUGACCAGAGGAGAGUACUGCAAAGAGGAAGAAGAAAGUCUUCUCUUCUAUAGUCUGUCUGAAGCAGUGGCUUUUGCAGUGGACUCUCAGAAGCAGAAAGGGUCGCCUGCUCUCAAUGGUCUGAGUCUUUCUGGUGACUGAGAAAGUAAAUAAAAGGAAGAAGAGUGUCUUGCCCGUUUCAACAUGCAACAUUUUCUACCGUGAAAGGAGAAGUGGUACACACUUGAAAUAGUUCCCCUUUGAAGCUAAUAGCCUUUUGAUAUUCUCACGUGUGGUAGAGCUUAGAGUUGGGCAGAAUCAAAAAGAAGAAAAUGCUGUGGCUUCAGACUUUGAUGCAGAUAAUCAUUCUUGGGGGACAAUAUAAAUGGGAUGGAACUAUAAAGCAGCCCCCAAACUUGGUCACCUUGCUUUAGGGACUGUACAUCUGAACUCUGUCCUCCAGGAGGCAGAGAGCUGAAGUUGGGGUUUGCUUUACACACACUCGAGCCUUCACAUGGCUCUGCGGAGCAGGGAAGAAAGACAGCGCCACUGGUCCUCCCUAGACGAGUUCCGUUCUCACUGUCUUUCUCUGUGUAAGAUCUCUGGCUGGUAGUGGGAAAUCGCAUUUCUCCUCUCCUUCACACAGGAAGUGUGGCAUAGUCUCCUACGAGAAGCUGGUCCUGACAGCCAGCCUGACACUGUACAGACCUCUACUGUAAACACUGAUGUUUUAGUCAUGCCUUUUUAUUUAGAAUAAGUAGGUAAGGAAAGAGUUCAAAGUGAGAGAGACAGUGGGAGUCUUUGUUCUUCAGCUCCAUCUUUGUUUCUGAGAAUCUGUCUUUACCGUAAGCUGUUUCCUCUUUGACUUAGCCUGGUGCUUUCUCCUGAACUCUGUCUUAAGUUGGUAUUUCAGAAUCAGUGGCAGUCUUGUCAGACAGACAAAGCAGAAUAUUGUCUCAGCAAGUUCUUGCAGCACUGUAAAUGGACUUAGUAAAUAGUCAAGGAGAGAUUGAAAAAAAAAAAAAAGAAUGGCGGUUCCCCUUAGGAAAUGCCACCACCAACAAUAGUCCACCACACUGUGGUGUAUUAGCUGGGCAUUGGUAGUCUUUCGUAAGUGGCAGUAGCUGCAUGCAGAAGGACUUGGAACUUUCACAGAAUCUUAGUUUUACUGGUGUUUCAUUCUUGGUGGCCACAGGUUAGGAAUUGAGUAGUUUCUUCAGAAAAAUAUUUUGACAGGUGAGAAAAAUAGUUCACCCAAGCAAGGCAUACAGGACUAACCUUUGUGCGAUUAAAGCACUUACUACCCACGUCAUCAAAGUCACAAUUGCCAAAGUACAAAAUCGUAUUUUAGCCUGUUCUAAUAUGCAAAACAAUUUAAAAUAUUUAGGAGAAGCAAACUCUAUAUAACUAAUGUAUUGAGGUAGAAUGCUUUUAAACAUUACACACACACACACACACACACACACACACACACACACACACUCCAAAAACUGCUUCUGUUGUUUUUCUGUUGCCGUUACACUCCCGUUUGCUCAUGUGAGAAAUACCUUUCUGUUUUCCCAAUAGAAGUUUUGAGUUUCUAUCUUAGAGGUGUUUGUGCUGAUAAAGACCACAUUGUUGUGGUGUUUGAUGUCCCUUGUGAACGCUCCCCUAGGAAUUCAGAAGUGUUAACAGCCGCUUGCUUGUUCUUUCGCUUGGCUCUCUAGCUUUAUGAACAAUUGUAAGAUCACAGUAUCCUAGUCACUUUUUAAAAAUCCCUCUUGCUCUUUCUUCAAGCCAGGUUGGAAUUAAGAGUGUUACAGAUGUUUAAUUCUCAGUGAGAGACUAGUAGGUACAUGUUAGUGGCAGCUGGAGAGAUGCUCAGUAGUUAAAAGUACUUGUUACUCUUGCAGAGGACCCAAGUUCAGUUCCCACAUUAGGCUGCUCACAGUCACCUGUAACUCCAGCUCCAGGGGGAUUUCAUCUUCACCUAACCCCUGUGGGGAACACACACACAUUUUUUAAAGCAUAUGUUUAAUCUGACUCUACAAUCCAUUCAGCACCAGCAUAAAAAAGGAAUUUAGUUCAGUGUUUAGAAAGUGUCUGUCCUUUGCCUGCAUGUGAGUUUAUAGUGUGGCUCUAAUAGAUUCUGGAGCCUUACAUAUGCAUUAGCAAAUUAUUGAGUGAUGUUCUGGUUUGUGUUUGUCCCACAAAAGCAAACAGGAUCCUGCUUUUAAUAGCCAUUUUAAAAACAUGAUUGCCCUAGAAUCUGUUGUAGCCAUCUUUGGGUUGAGAUCUUCCUAACAUCAAGCAUUAAAAUUGAUUUGAUUGCUAAUAAUUGAAGGAAUCAAAUCUAGAACCAAAGUCUAAUUUACCAGCAGCAGCAACAAUAAAAAAAAUUUUCAUUUGCUUUUUGAUGCUUUAAACCAUUCAUAUAAGUUGUCUUGUUCACUCAGAACAUUAGAGUAUAACAGAGAUAUAAAACCCUGAAUGUUGUUAAAUGGCUGUCACUUAAUUGAAAUACAGAAUGUACGUGUGUCUAUUUGUAUUUUAUGAGAAGGCCUUAUGUAGCACAGGCUGACCUCAAACAUGCUAAAUAGCUGGGGUGAUUGUGAGCUUUUGGUUCUCCUCCCUCCUCCUCCAAGUGCUGGAGUGACAGGUGCAUAGAGAUGGAGUAGCUAGUGCAUACGCAGACUUGCUACACAGAGAACACAGCUCAGGGGAGUAAAAGAGUAGAUCACUGAAAACUAUCUGUCUAGAAAGGAAGAGACCUGGCUAGACAGGGUCUAUGUCCUGGUAAACCCCACAUUUUGGAUCAGGAUUCAGAAGCAUACCUCUAAGAGCAAAGUUAGAAAGCAGUUCUGUUUCUAGAAGGGGAGAGGCACAGGCUCACCAAAGCCCCAAAGAGCUAAGAAGCAUAUUCUCAGGUUGUAGCCAGAGUCUGGGCGGGCCUGCUCAGGAGUAGCCUGCUCAGGAGUAGCCUUCCCGGUGAGCUGAGUGGCUGCAGUGCUGUCUGUGCCUUAGACAGGGUAAGACUGGCAGGCGCCUAGUUAAUUUUAAGCAGGGUCAAUGGAACAGAUAUAAUUUAUAUAAAAGCUUCCAGCACAGCAAAUUGUGGACUUGGAGACUGCGUGGAGAUGCUAGAUGAUCCAUUAGACUAAUGCUCCUGGCUACAUUCUAGCACAAACAGCAGUCGUCUGCAGGCUGUUCCUGGCAGUGCGACAUUGGAGAACACAUUGCCAGUGUUAACCCCACUUUGCAAAGUACAAAGAGGAAUGAAGUGGGUUUGGAUUCGGGCUCUGAAGCCCCUAUUAAUAUCCUUACUGAAGCUUUUCUUGUAGGUAAUGACAGAGAUGAGCUGAGGGUUCUCUGUAUGGAAGUAAAUGCUUCUUCAGAUAUCCCCAAAUAUCUGGGAGGCAGGUGUCCUAGAUGGGACUUGGAGAUGCUCUGUGGAGAGUGCCUGAGCUGAGAUUCUGCUGAGGCUGGAGCAGGAGGCAGUGCUCGCCCCGCAGUGUGUUCAGGAAAGAGUCUAUAGAAAAGUGGAAUUCUCGAGUUGAGAAGCUUUAUAUUUUUACCCAGUCUUUUGAUCUUUUUGUUCGUCCCCUCUUGGAAUCUCUUCUUAAUCCCAGCGAUCCUUAAUUUGAAGUUCGCUUUAAAUUAAAUUGCAGAAUGGACGAAAUGCUACUCAGAAAGCUGCUAGACUCUGUGGGCAUGGUGGCCUAUGAGGCACUUGGAGGCUGAGGCAGGAGGAUUGUAUCUUUGAGGCCAGCCUGAAAUUAUUGGUGAGACCUUGCCAAAAAAAGAAAAAGGAAAACUAGCUAGCAUCGGAGACUUUUUGUCCUCCAAUCCUUUUCUCUAAAAUUUUAGAUAUUCAUGGAUGACAGUAAAUUUGGGGGCUAAGUUUAAGCAUGAAAAUUACAAUGGGACAGGAUAAACAGUACAGCAGCUGGCUUUUUAUAGACGAUAUCAUAAAUUAGAAUACAGAUGAAUCACUUUGAGUUAAAAGUAAAAAUGUAAGGCUUUUAAAAUGGUAACUUAAAAAUGGAGGCUUUGAUGUAGAAGGGAACAUUUUUAAUACAGAAAUUUUCAUCAUGGUAAGAACUAUUUUUUUACUAUAAGUAUUUUGCAAAUGAAAUUUUAAAGUAAACCUGUUAAAUACAAUUAAAAAGUCAAGCAAUACACUAGUUGAUCUUUUUAGUAUGUGUUUUGUACCUUAUGACUUAAUUUAAAAUAAUGUAUUGAAGACUGCAGACUGGGCAGUGAGGGCAUCAAAGCUUUGGAUUGGAGACACUGCUUCUAAGUCUGUUGAAGCUGCUGGUCACAAAGGGUUUCCAUUUGACACUUGAAUAAACUUAUCCUGCACUCUGUGCCUCAUCUUCAGGAGGAAACAGAAUCAAACAGCUCUUUCCUCUUCAGCGCAGUUCAUUUGGGAAAUUGGAGUACUCCCGAUGCUAUCAUGGCUUCUGCUUCUCAGACGUGAGUGUGACUAUUACCAGAACAGCCUACUUUCCCGCUUUGUACAUGUUUACCUGUGCAGACAAAUGGAGACAGCUGAAUGCACCUGAAUUCUCAGUUUUUACCCAAAAAUGUUUAGCUGUCACCAUCCUUUACCAUUAGGGUCAUACUUUAUAGUAGGCUUUUUUAAUUCAAGUAAGUGCCUUGAUGUUGUUAUUCAUAUAUCAUUGCUCAACCAUCCUUCAGAACAAAAAUAAGGUAUUUCUUGUUGGAAGGAGGGGUUGUUAAUCAUUUUGUAAGGGCUACAUGUUUGAGAUCUCAAGUGCCAUUUCUUUUGUUAAUAAAUUAUCACUGUAAUAAAAUA
Myodes glareolus (Bank vole) is the source of this 7429-nucleotide messenger RNA. The record is from RefSeq and is a predicted model, not a curated record. NCBI's taxonomy places the organism in Eukaryota, Metazoa, Chordata, Mammalia, Rodentia, Cricetidae.